AUGAGGAACGCUCUCAGCCAAUCCUGGACGUCCAGAUGUAGCCCCGCCCCUCACCGCCCCCCUUUCACUUCCAUUGGAUGGCGGCCCGGCGCCCGACGCGCUCACCAUUGGUUCCAGUCGCGGUCAAUCUGGACAGUUCACAUGCGGCCCCGCCCUCCUUUCACUUCCAUUGGCUGGCCUGCUGGCCGCACGCGACGCGUUCGCCAUUGGUCGGGUUCGCUGUCGGUCAGGGACGUCUCGCCGCAGUCCCGGCCUCCGCUCACUCCCAUUGGCUGGCUGACUGGCCGGCUGGCUGACUGGCCGCGCCCGACGCGUUCGCCAUUGGCCGGGGUCGCUGUUGGUCAGGGGCGUCCCGCUGCAGCCCCGGCCUUCGCUCACUCCCAUUGGCUGGCUGGCUGGCUGACUGGCCGCGCCCGACGCGUUCGCCAUUGGCCGGGGUCGCUGUCGGUCAGGGACGUCUCGCUGCAGCCCCGGCCUCCGCUCACUUCCAUUGGCUGGCAGGCCAGCCGGCCCCGCUCGCCAUUGGUUCGUGUCACUGUCAAUCUGGACUCUCCACAUGCGGCCACGCCCUCCUUUCACUUCCAUUGGCUGGUCUGCCGGCCGCAAGCGACGCGCUCGCCAUUGGCUGGGGUCGCUGUCGGUCAGGGGCGUCCCGCUGCAGCCCCGGCCUUCGCUCACUCCCAUUGGCGGGCCGGCGGGCGCUCCUGGCCGGCUCGCUAUAGGUCCGAGUCUCUGUCGGUCAGGGACGUCCUGCUGCAACCCCGGUCUCCCCUCACUCUCAUUGGCUUACAGGUCGGCCGGCCGCGCUCGCCAUUGGUUUCGCUCACUGUCAAUCUGGACUGUCCCCCAUGCGGCCCGCCCUCCUUUGACUUCCAUUGGCUGGCCUGCCGACCGCGCCCCACGCGCUCACCAUUGGCCGGGGUCGCUGUCGGUCAGGGACGUCCCGCCGCAGCUACGGCCUCCGCUCACUGCCAUUGGCUGGCUGACCGGCCGCGCUCGCCAUUGGUUGGAGUCGCCGUCGCGAGGUGGGGCGUGCGCGGUCGCGGUCGCCGUCGCCCUGCCGCGUCAGGGCGCACGCGCGGACGCCAUCUUGCCUCGGAAGGCGGCUCCGAGCUGAUGGCUCUGAAACCCGUUUCGCCGCAGCCCCAAACGCACCGGAUUUUGAACAUGGAAGAUAAGAACAGUGUUCACAUCAGGGAAAAACCGUACGCAUGUUCUGUGUGUGAACGAAGUUUUACCCAGUCAUCUGGCCUAUCGAGACACAAAUGCAGUUCGAAAAGAGAGAAGCCAUGGAAAUGUGUGGACUGUGGGAAGGGAUUCAUUUCACCGUCAGUGCUAGAAAUCCAUCGGCGUGGUCACACAGGGGAGCGACCAUUCAUCUGUUCCACGUGUGGGAAGGGCUUUACUCAGUCAGCCAAUCUGCUGGAGCACCAGCGGGUUCAUACUGGGUCGAGACCAUUCACCUGUCCUGAGUGUGGGAAGAGAUUCACUCAGUCAUCCAACUUGCUGACUCACCAGCGAUCUCACACUGGGAAAAGGCCGUUUACCUGCCCCGAGUGUGAGAAGGGAUUCACUCAGCAUUCACAUCUGCUGAGGCAUCAGCGGGUUCACACCGGCGAGAGACCCUUUAAGUGCUUGGACUGUGGGAAGUGCUAUAAAAGUUCUGGGGAGCUCAUGUCCCAUCAACGUAUUCACACUGAUGAGAAACCAUUCAGGUGCUCUCAGUGCAGCAUCGGGUUCAAGCACUCCUCUGAUCUCACUGUCCACCGGCGCUGUCACACCGGAGAGAGGCCUUUCACUUGUUCAGAGUGCGGGAAGGGUUUCACUCAGUCGUCGACCCUGUUCAAUCACCAGCGCAUUCACACCGGGGAGAGACCGUUCCCCUGCUCCAAGUGUGGGAAGAGAUUCACUCGGCCGUCUCACCUGCUAAGUCACCAGCGGGUUCACAUUAGCGAGAGGCCGUUCACCUGCUCCGUGUGUGGAAAGGGAUUCACUCAGUCCUCCAACCUACUGAGGCAUCAACGAGCUCACAAGUUAGGUGAGUGGGCAAAUCACUGGCUGAUGCGGGAUAAUUUGGAUAAAUGUGAGGUGAUUUGCUUGGGAAGCAAGGACGAGGAGGCAGAUUACUACCUGGACGGCUGUAAGCUGGGAGAGGGGAGAGUACAGCGACACCUGGAUGUCCGUGUGCACCAGUCACUGAAGGUCAACAGCGUUGCCACGCAGACACCAACAGAGACAACCCAUGCCAAUGUGAUGAUGACCCAACGCCAAAGCCAGGGGCAGGAAUGCAUUCACAAGUCCUGCACUGCGCAUGCGUAUGGCACCCCACCCCAGGCGCAUGCGCAUUGCCGGCGGCGACCCGGGCUCGGCCGGAAACGUCGGCGGUGGGCUCCCGUCGCGGAGGAGAGUAGUCGGGGCCGCGGUGAGUGCGUGCGGAGCUCGCUAGGAUUCCCCCGGUCAUCUCACCUGCUGAGGCACCAGCGGCUCCACACGGGGGAGAGACCGUUCGCCUGCCAAGGCUGUGGGAAGUCCUUCAAAUGUUCCAGGGAGCUGAUAUCUCAUCAGAUUCUCCACACGGACGAGAGACCGUUCAGGUGCUCCGACUGCGAGACGGGGUUCAGGCGAUCCUCCGACCUCACCAAGCACCAGCGGCUUCACACCGGGGAGAAGCCGUUCACCUGCUCCGAGUGCGGCAAGGGGUUCACCCAGUCCUCCGCCCUGCUGCAACACCAGCGGGGCAUGCCGGUGAUGCGGAACACCCUCAAAACGCAACGGCAACAAAUUCAGGGCAAAGAAAUGGAACCAUGGCGGAUGGUUAGCCCAGAAUUCCGCGCGGUGAGGAAUAUCCCCUAUGCGCAGACGACAAGAGCGACAGGAAGCAUUUGCAAUUGCAAAACUGCCAACAAGCAUCUGACCGGAUUGGAUUUUGGCUGUUGGAAUUUGAGCAUGGGAAGUGAGAGCGCCGUCGGAAGUGGCGAGAACGCUUACACGUGUGCUGUGUGCGGACGAAGCUUCAGCCGACCGUCUGGUCUGUCGAGACACAACUGCAGUUGCACUGGGGGGAAACCGUGGAGGUGUGGCGUUUGUGGGAAGGCUUUCAGCUCCCCAUCAAAGGUGGAAACCCAUCGGCGCAUUCACACCGGAGAGAGACCAUUUAGCUGCUCCGAAUGUGGGAAGGGCUUUGCCCAGUUGUCCCACCUGCUCUCCCACCAGCGAGUCCACACCGUGGACAGACCGUUCUCCUGCUCGGAGUGUGGCAAGGGAUUCACUGAGCCCUCCCACCUGCUAAUACACCGCCGCGUUCACACCGGGGAGAGACCUUUCAAGUGCCCAGACUGCGGGAGCUGCUACAAAAGUUCGGGGGAGCUGCUGUCCCAUCAGCGUGUGCACACGGACGAGAGGCCGUUCCGGUGCUCUCGCUGCGGGGCUGGCUUCAAGCGAUCGUCUCAACUCACUGUCCACCGGCGAGUCCACACCGGGGAGAGGCCGUACACCUGCUCCGAGUGCGGGAAGGGAUUCACUCAGUCCUCCACUCUGCUCAGACACCGCCGAGUCCACGAUGCAGAGGGAGCGUUCACCUGCUCCUCCUGCGGCAAGCGAUUUACUCAGCCAUCCAACUUGCGGAGACACCAGCGGGUUCACACCGGCGAGAGGCCUUUUCAAUGUCCUGACUGUGGGAAGUGUUCUCGAAGUCCCUGGGAACUGAUGUCCCACCAGCGGAUUCACACCAACGAGAGACCGUUCAGGUGCGGUCACUGCGGCACCGGGUUCAGGCAGUCAUCCGAGCUCACUGUUCACCAGCGACUUCACACCGGGGACAAACCUUUCAAAUGCCCCGAAUGUGGGAAGUGCUUUAAGUGUUCCAAGGAGCUGAAGUCCCAUCAGCGCGUCCACACGGACGAGAGACCGUUCAGGUGCUCCGACUGCGGGACUGGCUUCAGACGAUCCUCCGACCUCACGAAACACAAGCGCACUCACACCGGGGAGAGACCGUUCAUCUGCUCCGAGUGUAAGAAGGGAUUCAGCCAGUCUUCCACCCUGCUGAAACACCAGAGAGUGCACAAGUGACGGCUGGGAUUGGAUUCUGUUGUUGACUCGGACACCCGAGGGGUUUAGAACUGAUGCUGUGCUGUGGUGGGUCGGUUGUCUAUCGUUUCACACAUUGUGCUGAGGUGCAGCCAACGAUAUGGAGGGAAGUGACAGUGGGAAGGAUGGAGGCUGUGGCCAAAUGGUUUGGAGUUCCUCGCACUCAGGGAUGAUCCAGAGGACUGAAGCAUUGAAAAUCUUACGUGCAAAACUGUUCAAAAUGUAAACUAAAUUAUAUUAUGUGCAGUUGUGUUUUGGUCUCUCAGUAUGAGAGGACUUAAUGACUGAACAGCCAGAUUUUCCCGAGUUGUGAUUUUUCUUUAAAACCAGAUGAGAGACAGCGUUGUGAGAAUUCUACAGGCA
Molecule: messenger RNA, 4449 nt
Organism: Hemiscyllium ocellatum (epaulette shark)
Lineage: Eukaryota; Metazoa; Chordata; Chondrichthyes; Orectolobiformes; Hemiscylliidae
Product: zinc finger protein 850-like
Exons: 7
Coding region: 1-4068 (1355 amino acids)
Biological process (GO): regulation of transcription by RNA polymerase II
Molecular function (GO): RNA polymerase II cis-regulatory region sequence-specific DNA binding; DNA-binding transcription factor activity, RNA polymerase II-specific
Source: RefSeq, a predicted model, not a curated record